Erinaceus europaeus (western European hedgehog) is the source of this 926-nucleotide messenger RNA. RefSeq names its product C-X-C motif chemokine ligand 11 (gene CXCL11). The coding region runs from base 56 to 358 and encodes 100 amino acids. The transcript is spliced from 4 exons. Gene Ontology annotation, cellular component: extracellular region. Lineage: Eukaryota; Metazoa; Chordata; Mammalia; Eulipotyphla; Erinaceidae. Gene Ontology annotation, biological process: antimicrobial humoral immune response mediated by antimicrobial peptide; neutrophil chemotaxis; inflammatory response. The record is from RefSeq and is a predicted model, not a curated record. Gene Ontology annotation, molecular function: chemokine activity; CXCR chemokine receptor binding.
CUGGAGAAGUCCAUCAAAGUUGAAGCAGUAGCAGCAACAAUAGCAAUAGACAAAUAUGAAUGUGAAAGGCAUGACUACAGUCUUGGCUAUGCUAUUCUACGCUAUUAUUGUUCAAGGCUUUCCCAUGUUCAAAGGAGGGCGCUGUCUUUGCAGAGACCAUGGAGUAAAAGCAGUGAAAGUAAAAGAUGUUGAGCAAGCUUCUGUAAUUUACCCAAGUAACAACUGUAACAAAAUAGAAGUGAUCAUCACUCUGAAAGCACAUAAAGGAAAACGAUGCCUAAAUCCUAGAUCAAAGCAAGGAAAAAUUAUAAUCAAGAGAGCUGAAAAAAUACAUUUUUUAAAUUCUCAAAAUGUAUGAAGUUCUGGAAAUGAAGAUUUGAAAACCUACAAGGUGAACUCUGACUACUGAAAUGUUAAGAAUUCUGCAACAGGAAACUGACUUUUCCCUGUCUAUUGCAAUACACAUUCAUGACUUUCUAGAUUAGUGAACCUUCUAGGAGAUUGGAUAUUUACAAGUAUUCUACUGUGACUACAUAAACAUUUCUAUCUCUAAAAGCAAACUUUGCUAGAGCUACAUUCAAUAUUAUAAUCUGCAGUUAUAAUGAAGUCAUUAUACUGGAGUCAAGAUAGUAAAAGUCAAAAGUGUAAUAAAGCAUUCCUCAAAUAUUUUUAUGCAAAUCUGCAUUUAUGUUUCAGAAAACAUACAGCAUAUGAACAUCUAUAAAUAAAGGUCUUCUCUGUCCUGUAUUAUAAAAAAAAAAAACCUAUAAUUUGUGAGAUACAUUAAGAAAAGCCUUGCAAACUUAGGGGAACCAAUAAAAGUGCAAAUAUUUCAUAACUGAAUCAGUAGAUUUGGUAUCAAUUUUAUCUUUUUGAACAACUUGGGAUUUUUUCCCACUGAGAUAUUUUGAAUAAAUUAGGAUAUG